UGUUGUGGUGUUUCGCUUCGCUAUCUAGCUGAACGUACUCAAAACAUAUCUGCAGAUUGAAAUGGAUCGACACAGGGUUCCGUACAGACAACAACACAAAGGGCGAACUAAUAACAGCAGAGGGGAAAUGUGCAGGCACUAUUUGGAUGGCAGGUGUCUAAAUGGUCAGAACUGCCAUCAUCUGCAUCGCCCAGCACAAAUAUGCUGGUACUUCCAGAAAGGUACCUGCUGGUUUGGAGACAGAUGCAGGAAUGCCCACAUUCCUGACCCUGAUAUGUCUGAACACCGGAGGGGCUCUGCACCCGCCCUAUUUGCUCGACCCAGGGGUGAUUGGACGACGUCCCCAAGACGAGGCUCGGAACCGUCACUGGUCAACUCCCAAACGUCCUUCGGCCACGGCAGGAGAGGAUCAGAACCUCUGGUGACUAACACAACCACACUAGAAAGAAGCUUUGAACGUCUGACCACACGAAUUGAAGAGGAGGAUGCGGACACUGAGAGAAUGGCCUUGUCCAGCCGCACAGAUUUGCACAGACCAUCGCCGAGCCAAGGUGUACCAGCAGUCAAUGGUGACACACAGGGCCCCUCAGAAGGAGUGAGUUCGACUGGUGCUGCUGCCGCUGCUGCUGCCGCUGCUGUGACCUCCCCGCGCCCCCACCACAACAACGCCGCAGCCUGGCAGCAGAGCAAGGACGUGGUGUGUGGCAUCUGCAUGGACAAGGUGUACGAGAAGAAAGACGCCCAGAGCAGGCGCUUCGGCAUCCUGCCCAACUGCAGCCACGCCUUCUGCAUUGAGUGCAUCGUCACCUGGAGGAAGACCAAAGAAUUCCAGGAAGAGGUCAUAAAGGCCUGUCCGCAGUGCAGAGUGAAGUCGUCUUUUUAUAUUCCUAACAGAUAUUGGGUUGAAAGUGGCAAACCAAAGGAAGACUUGAUUAAAUCCUUCAAGGAGAGAAGCGGCAAGUUAAAAUGCAAGUUCUUCUCCAGAGAUGGCAGCUGUCCCUUUGAGUCGGAGUGCAUCUACAGCCAUGAAGGCCGCCCCGGUCGACCCCGGAGACGGAUGGCACGGCUUUCCGUGGAUGACUUUGAGGACGGCUUUCAUAUUAUGGACUAUGUAAUCUCUCUCAUGAUGGGAUUCCACCACGACUCUGAUGAUGAUGACUAUGAUGACUUCCUAGAGACUCUGUUUUUGGAUGAAGAUGACUAUGAAGACUUUCUUUAGUUCCUAUUAAGCUGUAUCCUAAAAGUUGUAUUCUACAGUAGCGUUCCCUGUAUAAAAAUAAGAUUGUUCAAUCAACCUCACGUACUGAUAUGUGUCUAAACUAACGUGUUUUGUGUGUGUUUGUUGCCAUUGUUUUGGUGUCUCGAAAAAGGCCAAAUUUUAUACAUUUUAGGGCAGGUUUGUAUACCCUGAAGAGAAAAAAAUAAAAUUCACAUUUUGCACAAACUAUA
This is a messenger RNA of Engraulis encrasicolus (European anchovy), 1449 nucleotides long. It is a transcript of the gene mkrn4, whose product is annotated as makorin, ring finger protein, 4. The transcript has 8 exons. The coding region runs from base 62 to 1219 and encodes 385 amino acids. Gene Ontology annotation, molecular function: metal ion binding; ubiquitin protein ligase activity. The record is from RefSeq and is a predicted model, not a curated record. Lineage: Eukaryota; Metazoa; Chordata; Actinopteri; Clupeiformes; Engraulidae. Gene Ontology annotation, biological process: protein polyubiquitination.